AUGUUCAAGCAACUCCCCCGCCCAAAGCUGCCCUUUUGGGCCUCGAGUCCUUCAGGUUCGACAAUUCUAGGAACCGCUUCAUUGAAAAAUACCGCUACAAGCCACCCAUUCUCAUGCACAACUAUACGAGCUGCUGCACAGAACCCACAUAAAAACGACAAUGCCAAAGCCAUAAAGACCAUCAUUAACUUUGCCAACAAGCGGAAACCUUUCCAGGCAUUUGUGUUUAUCACUUUAGGUGCUUUGUUAUUCAUCUCAAUUAAAGAUUUCCAGCAAACUUCAAUUUAUAACCAGAACGAUUUGGAUUUGGUGAGACCUACCUCAUGGCCUCUGUACUUAUAUUCGUAUCUGCCCCUGAAUACCAUAUCCAGAUUAUGGGGGUCCUUCAAUAAUAUAACGUUACCUAAAGGUUUAAGAGAACCUACUUUUAAAUUUUAUUCCUAUCUAUUCAAUGUCAAAUUAGAUGAAAUGUUAGAUCCAAAUUUGGAGAAUUACAAAAAUCUAGGCGACUUCUUCUACAGAGAGAUCAAACCUUCUUGUCGUCCAAUAGAUUAUAAUGCCCUAUUGGUUUCCCCCUCUGACGGUAAGGUUUUAAAAUUUGGUAAUGUCAAUGCAGAUGGUACAAUAGAUCAAGUCAAGGGAUUCUCUUAUAAUUUGAAAGCACUAUUGGGCGAUUCCACCUCACAGAAAGUGGCCCAUUCGCAAUCCAUCGAUUUCAAUCACCAGGACAAAGAUCAUGAUGAAGUUUACCAGUUGGAGCAAGAGUUCUUAUCUCAUCUUGAGAACAAUACUCAUAAAGUUUCAACACCUCAACCACAAUCUGCACAGAGGUCUUUGAUCACUUUCUCGCACGAAGGUGAGAGGUCAAUAUUACAUCCAACAACAAGAGAAAUCUUGAAUGCCACUACAGCUUUAACUCCUUCUGGUGAGGAAACAGAUCUAUUCUACACUGUCAUCUAUCUAGCCCCAGGUGAUUAUCAUAGGUUCCAUUCUCCCGUAACUUGGGUCUCCACUAUACGUCGCCACUUUGUUGGUGAAUUAUAUUCAGUUGCUCCUUAUUUCCAAAAUACUCUCAAUAACUUGUUUGUUUUGAACGAAAGAGUUGCCUUAUUAGGGUAUUGGAAACAUGGGUUUUUCAGCAUGACUCCAGUAGGUGCAACUAAUGUGGGAUCAAUUAAAUUGAAUUUCGAUAAAGAUUUGGUGACCAAUACAAGACACCAAAACGGGAAAAAGUCAAAAAAGAACACUUGCUAUGAAGCUCAUUAUAAUAAUGCAUCGCCAACCUUGAAAGGUCAACCUUUGUUUAAAGGUGAAGAAGUAGGUGGAUUCAGACUAGGCUCAACUGUCGUGCUUGUCUUUGAAGCUCCGAAAAACUUCAAGUUCAAUCUACAAGAAGGUCAAAUUGUCAAAAUGGGCCAGAAAAUUGGAGAUGUUGAAAACAGUUGA
This is a messenger RNA of Pichia kudriavzevii, 1446 nucleotides long. RefSeq lists its product as uncharacterized. Bases 1 to 1446 code for a protein of 481 amino acids. Gene Ontology annotation, biological process: phosphatidylethanolamine biosynthetic process. Gene Ontology annotation, molecular function: phosphatidylserine decarboxylase activity. The record is from RefSeq and is a predicted model, not a curated record. Gene Ontology annotation, cellular component: mitochondrion. The transcript has a single exon. Lineage: Eukaryota; Fungi; Ascomycota; Pichiomycetes; Pichiales; Pichiaceae.